This is a messenger RNA of Linum tenue, 1661 nucleotides long. The record is from the annotation of a GenBank genome assembly. Lineage: Eukaryota; Viridiplantae; Streptophyta; Magnoliopsida; Malpighiales; Linaceae.
UCGGAUUGCGACAAAAAAACAUGUGGUGCCUUAUCCCUUCAACUGAUCUGACUCAUCCCCUCGUGCCCAUUGCCCACCAUGAUUCUAUACUUCCUUCCCAAGCUCCCAGUCGCUUUCUCGCAUUUUUCAGCAAAUCGCCUCUUUUUCUGGGCUACUGUAGGUUUCUUCUGUUGCUUUUCCCCUCACUCUCAGUCCAUCCCUCCAUCUAAGCUCGAGUUUUUUGGAGGUUCGAACGGGUAGAGAAAGAUGGGUUCGCAAGGAGAUGCGAAGAAUGGAGGAGAAGAGAACAUGGCAGCUUGGCUGGUCGCAGUCAACACCCUCAAGAUUCAACCUUUCGAGCUCCCUUCACUCGGACCGCAUGAUGUUAGGGUAAGGAUGAAAGCGGUUGGAAUCUGCGGGAGUGAUGUUCACUACCUUAAGACCUUGAGAUGUGCACAUUUUGUGGUGGAAGAGCCAAUGGUGAUUGGCCACGAAUGUGCUGGAAUCAUAGAGGAGAUUGGUAGUGAAGUAACUCAUCUUGUCCCGGGGGAUCGUGUGGCAUUGGAGCCUGGGAUCAGCUGCUGGAGAUGCAGCUACUGCAAACAAGGAAGUUACAACCUUUGUCCCGAGAUGAAGUUCUUCGCAACUCCACCGGUUCAUGGCUCUCUCGCCAAUCAGGUGGUGCAUCCAGCAGACCUUUGUUUCAAGCUACCCGACGACAUAAGCUUGGAGGAGGGAGCAAUGUGUGAGCCCUUGAGCGUUGGAGUCCAUGCCUGUCGUCGAGCCAAUGUUGGUCCCGAGACUAAUGUCUUGAUCAUGGGAGCUGGGCCCAUUGGCCUCGUCGCGCUGCUGGCUGCUCGUGCUUUUGGGGCACCAAGGGUUGUGAUUGUGGAUGUGGACGAGUUUCGCUUAUCUGUUGCCAAGGAUCUUGGCGCUAGUGAGACUGUUCAAGUGUCUACAAAAGCUGAGGUUCUUAAACCUGCCUUUUCUCCAACCCUCAUGGGGUUAGGUUAAACCAACUACUGGAAACUUAAAGGGAGGGACUGUGAUUGCAGGAUGUGGCUGGAGAAGUGGACCUGAUAAAGAAAGCCAUGGGAGAAGCAGUGGAUAUUACUUUGGACUGUGCAGGGUUCACUAAGACCAUGACGACUGCACUGAAUGUCACAAGGCCAGGUGGCAAAGUGUGUCUCGUAGGAAUGGGUCACAAUGAGAUGACAGUGCCACUGACUCCUGCAGCCGCAAGGGAGGUAGAUGUGGUUGGGGUGUUCCGGUACAAGAACACAUGGCCGCUGUGCAUAGAUUUCUUGAGGAGUGGGAAGAUAGAUGUGAAGCCGCUGAUAACUCACAGGUUUGGCUUUUCACAGAAGGAGGUUGAAGAUGCAUUUGAGACCAGUGCUCGUGGUGGCUCUGCCAUUAAAGUCAUGUUUAACCUCUGAUCUUAGAAAGAUAGAUCGAACCCAGAGAAAGAAGGCUUACAUAUGAUUAUGCAGGUCCUAUUUGAAUUGUACAAACUGGAAAGAAAAGGUUCAUAUGUUUCGAAAUAAAGCAGGCCUGGGACCAUUUUUCUGCAUAUAUGUUGCCCUUUUCGCCUAUUUUUCCUAUUGAGAUAUCAAAUCUACCAUUUUUCAGCUUAUUCAUGCAAAUUGGGUAACUAAAAUGGAUUUCAGGCUUUUCUUAGUCGU